This is a messenger RNA of Parnassius mnemosyne (clouded apollo), 996 nucleotides long. Lineage: Eukaryota; Metazoa; Arthropoda; Insecta; Lepidoptera; Papilionidae. The record is from the annotation of a GenBank genome assembly.
AUGACACAACGUCUUCUAGACAUCACGAAAUGGCUUUGGUGGGUUCUCAUUAUACACUCAGGAUAUAAUGCAGUAAGAUGUGUCACAGUUAGAACGCCAUCGAUAAAUCCAGCUACAGUAGGAGAACAAGCUAAAUUCUUUCAGGACUUUUUCUCAGUACAGUUGAGUCCAUACAAGAUAGAAUUCGGUCAUGUUUGCGAGGACCCAAACACGUGGGAGCAGCGGUACGAGAGGAAAGACUAUAAGAAUCACAGGGACAUGGGAAAAGUUCGCUGGGGUGACAAAAAAGGAGGAUAUGGAGAACACUAUUGGGACUUAAACCACGCAGGGCAUACAGGGAAUCACGGCGACGAUGGUUAUGAUAAUUCAGAUGAUGGGGCUUAUUACGAGGAAGAAGAUAAUGAUUCAUAUGACGAACCAAGCGAUCACUCACCAAAUUAUCAAAAGAAAAAUUAUAGCCCAGAAUCGGUAAAGUAUGAAGAAAAUGGUAGAGCCAAAAGAGCACAUACAAGAUCAAAGGUACAGAGAAAAGAAAUAGAAGAACAAACUCAAGGACCUCAAAGACAAAUAAAAAAUAGAGAACAUUUACCUGCUCCACAUUCUGUCGAUAAAUAUGAAACAGAAUAUAAAGACAGCAAAAAAGCUUAUGAAAAAUAUAGUAAGCAAAAUGUCCCGCAACCGUCCCAACAGGAACAAUAUAGCCAAAAAGAAUUUGACCAACCGAGAGAGAAGAACCAAAUCGUUUUAGUAGUAGGCCAUAAAGAGCGAGAAACGCAAGAUACAGACAGUCAUCUCGCACCUCGCCAAUUAGAAACAAGCCAUUACGUUCCUUAUGAAGAUGGUUCUGGAAUAAGGCAGCAUAAUCGUCCGGAAUUGACUGCAGCCGCCACCUCUCCUCGGCUCUUUUUAGAACCUUCUACAGGACAUGUUGUUGACAGAACUACCGGCCAAGCAUAUUUUCUGCAGCCAAUACUUCGAAAUCCUAAUUAUAGUUAA